This is a messenger RNA of Zygotorulaspora mrakii, 1491 nucleotides long. It is a transcript of the gene EHD3, whose product is annotated as mitochondrial 37S ribosomal protein mS47. The transcript has a single exon. Lineage: Eukaryota; Fungi; Ascomycota; Saccharomycetes; Saccharomycetales; Saccharomycetaceae. Gene Ontology annotation, cellular component: mitochondrion. Gene Ontology annotation, biological process: L-valine catabolic process. The record is from RefSeq and is a predicted model, not a curated record. Bases 1 to 1491 code for a protein of 496 amino acids. Gene Ontology annotation, molecular function: 3-hydroxyisobutyryl-CoA hydrolase activity.
AUGUUAAGAAAUUUAGGAAGCGCAAGUAGGAGUCUCAAACGUACGUUCAUGUCAAGUAGGAUUACGAUGAAUAAGCCAGUUUUAUAUAGUGUACAGGAUACCGCAAGGGUGAUAACUUUGAACAGGGCUAAUAAGCUCAAUGCAUUGAAUACUGAGAUGUGUGAAUCCAUGUUCCACACGUUGAAUGAGUAUGCCAAAAGUGAUUGCAGCCAACUGAUCAUUUUGAAAUCAGCAAACCAACCUAGAGCAUUCUGUGCAGGUGGCGAUGUUGCCACAGUUGCAGUUCAAAACACCAGUGGUGAUGUUGUAGAUUCCCUCAAGUUUUUCACUUCUGAAUACUCAUUGAAUUUGCAAUUGGCCACAUAUGCUAAGCCGAUUGUUGCGAUCAUGGAUGGCAUAACGAUGGGUGGUGGCGUUGGUCUUUCGAUCCAUACGCCAUUUCGGAUUGCUACGGAAAACACAAAAUGGGCCAUGCCCGAGAUGGAUAUUGGGUUUUUUCCAGAUGUGGGUACGACGUUUGCGAUGCCAAGAAUACUGACCAUGGCUAACACGAAUUCUCAAAUGGCAUUGUAUCUUGCUUUGACCGGGGACGUAAUCGACGGAAAAGACGCUUACAUGAUGGGUCUAGCCUCGCAUUACGUUGAGCAUGAGAGAUUGGAAAGCUUACAAGCCAGAUUGGCAGAGUUGAAACCAGUCGCAGGACCAAAGAAUGAUUCUGAGUUAUUUUUCAGAAUGGUAAAUAAUGCUAUUGAAGAGUUUACUAGUUCGUUACCAGAGGGAUACAAUUUCAAAUUUACGAAGGAUCAAUUAGACGUCAUUGAAAAUUGUUUCGAUAUAAAGAAAGUUUUGUCUAUAAAGGACGUCUUUAAAUUUUUGGAUGACAUGAUUGCUGAUUCAUCUUCAAGUCAUGAAGCAAUAAACUUUAUAGAUGAAGUGAAGCAGAAAUUGUCUCAAAAAUCGCGAAUUUCAUCAGAAGUAGCUUUAAGACUUCUCCAAGAAAACUCUAUCGACAAUAUAGAAGGUGCAAUAAGAAGAGAUUUAUGUACUGCUGGUAAUUUUUGCUUGGCUUACUCGAAGGAGGGCAGUUCACCGGUGCAGUUUUCUGAGGCUACUAUCCAUAAACUAGUCAAGAAGCAAAAGACGCCGUACCCUUGGAAAUCUUCAGAGAAUCUUUCUUCCUCGCAAGUCACAUCCCUAAUAUCUCCUAAGCCGUCCAUUCCGGUCUCGUUGGUUAAGAGUUUUACAAACGUUACCUGGAAGCAAUAUCCCUACCAUUUGAAAUACCAAUUGCCAACAGAACAGACUAUCAUGAAACAAUUUGCAAGAAUGGCAGAGUCUUCAACAAUUACAAAGAAAGAUUUAAUAGCAUAUUUUACUAGUGUUGACGCGUCAACAAGAGGGAAAAUCGGAGUAGAGGAAAUAUGCAACAUAGUUAUUGACCGUAAAUGCUCUAUCGAUGAUUCCAACAACUUGACUUGGACUCAUAAAUAA